Pocillopora verrucosa is the source of this 1913-nucleotide messenger RNA. Its product is annotated as aly/REF export factor 2-like. Lineage: Eukaryota; Metazoa; Cnidaria; Anthozoa; Scleractinia; Pocilloporidae. Gene Ontology annotation, cellular component: nucleus. Gene Ontology annotation, biological process: mRNA export from nucleus. The record is from RefSeq and is a predicted model, not a curated record. Gene Ontology annotation, molecular function: mRNA binding.
GCGUCGCUUGCGCUUACACGAGGACAGCUCAGCAAAAUGGCCGCGAAGAUGGACAAAGUCGACAUGUCUUUGGACGAUAUCAUCAAACAGAACAAGAAAACUACAAGAGGAGGAAGGAGAGGACGUGGAGGAAGAGGUAGAGGGAGGGGUGGACCAGUAAGAAGUGGUAGAGGUCGCGGAAUUACCAAGAAUAGACCGACACCGUAUUCAAGACCCAAACAAUUACCAGACCGAUGGCAGCAUGAUCUUUUUGAUGGCGAUAGUGGUUUCAGAGGAGGAAGGAACCGUAGCGGUGGUAUUUCCACCGGCUGCAAACUUCACAUUUCAAACUUGGAUUUUGGUGUUUCAGAUUCGGACAUUCAGGAAUUGUUCAGUGAGUUUGGAGAUUUGAAGAAGGCCACAGUCCAUUACGAUGUUUCUGGUCGAUCUCUAGGCACAGCUGAGGUUAUUUUUCAACGACGUGAAGAUGCGCAGCGUGCCAUGAAACAGUAUAAUGGAGUUCCUCUUGAUGGAAGGGAAAUGAUUAUUGAGUUGGUGACUGGUUCGUCAAAUAUUGGUAGUGGUGGUGGUGGUUUCCAAGGACAAGGGCAAAGAAGGCGCCAACAAUUUAAUCAAAGCAGAGGUGGUAACAGUAGAAGAGGCAGAGGACGUGGUAGAGGAAGGGGAGGAAGAGGAGGUGGCUCUCAAAAGGCUAAUGUUACAGCAGAAGAUCUUGAUGCUGAACUGGAUGCUUAUCAUGAAGAGGGAGAUGUAGACAUGGAUGAUGAAUAAGCAAACUUUCAUCUCUCUCAAGCAUGGAUACAUACUUAAGAAACCAGACCUAAAACACGGACAUUGGAGAUUAAGCUCUUGAAUAUUUGCCAGUAAACAUCUUGUUAACAUAUAUGACACUAUCAAAUUGCUUUUUCAAUUAAUAAAUUGUCAAAGCAAUGUCUGAAUUUUCCAAAAUUAAUAUUCUUCAUGUCUUUCAGCCCAGGUUUUACUUUUUUUUAUGUCACUUAUCUGCAAUGUAAUGUUUGGAUAAUUCAGGUAGUGAAGCCUAAUCUCAGUGCUAUUGUCUUGUUGUUAAAGGAGAAACUUUUAAGAAAGUGUUAUUUUGAUGAAGACUUUGUGAUAAAUUUGUUUGAUGCUACUUUGUUCACAAGAACUUUAAUGAACAAAAGUUAUUGUGUAUUGAAAAGUCACAAGUAUUUUUAGAAAGUUUGGUCAGGAUUUGUUUCAGUCAUAUAGUUCAAUUUCUCAUGAAUAUCAAAUCCAUACUUCAAUAAUUAGUGUCCUCCAAGAAAAGAGUUGAACAGUGCCUUUGAAGUUUCCUUAAUUUCUGUUUAGACUCCACAUUUAUAAGGAUGUUAAUGUUGUUAAGGGAAACACUUGUCAAAACAAUUUUUUAACCUUGUUAAAUAAAUGUAGAUAUUUGCUUGUGCAAAUUUUGUCUGAUUGCUUUUCAACUGUGAUUUGUCACACCUGUAGAACAUUGUAAAAGUUUGUCCAAUGUACAUGACUUGGAAAAGAGAGUUGAUAAGUGCAGCACUGAAGUGAAUACAAGGAAACUUUUAUUCAACUUGACCAUGUCAUGGAUUUAUUCAGACUUUAGGGGCUCUGAAGAUACAAUGUAUAGGUGGUCAAGUUUCUAAUGCAGCUGUUUAGAACUUGUCGUACUUAUGAAUUAACAUCCUGUUCAUUGUAAGCUUAUUCUAGUCAACAUUUCAAGUUUAAGUAGUUGCCUUAAGUUAUAGAUCAUUUUUAUUUUUCAAUCAGUGACCUAUUGAAGUGGAAUAUUUUAAUAAUCUGAUUUUUGAAGUUCCAUUAGAUCAAAUUUGUUGUGAUGUGUUAGAUAAAAGUAAUGUAAUUCAUGUACUUUCUCAGAGGAUGGGAAUUUUUAGUGUGAAAUAAAGUGUUGUUUGUAGAAAAUU